Messenger RNA from Canariomyces notabilis, 2664 nucleotides. Its product is annotated as phospholipase D/nuclease. Gene Ontology annotation, cellular component: intracellular membrane-bounded organelle. Gene Ontology annotation, molecular function: D-type glycerophospholipase activity. NCBI's taxonomy places the organism in Eukaryota, Fungi, Ascomycota, Sordariomycetes, Sordariales, Chaetomiaceae. The transcript has 5 exons. Gene Ontology annotation, biological process: intracellular signal transduction; phosphatidic acid biosynthetic process; phospholipid catabolic process. The record is from RefSeq and is a predicted model, not a curated record. The coding region runs from base 1 to 2664 and encodes 887 amino acids.
AUGGCUUCAUCGCCGGCAGUCGGCCUCUCUGAAGAGAACGGCCGUGACCAUAGCCACCAGCAGCACGUAGGGGACAAGCUCAAGCUCCCCUUCCACGGGCUAAAGGACAAGACCCAUCAUAAUACACCCUUACACAAUGCCAAAGUCCACUUGAUCCACCAGAAACACAAGAUUGGCAAGUUUGCAAACUUGUUCAAUCCCCGACACCGCCAUGACGAGGAGAAUGAGAAGGCUUGCGACGAGAAGCGAAGCAAGAUUGCCGAAUCCCAUCGGUUCCAGUCUUACUUCCCCGAGCGUGAGGGGAAUCUGGUGAAGUGGUAUGUAGACGGCCGAGACUACUUUUGGGCCGUGUCAGUCGCUCUGGAGAGGGCCAAGGAGACCAUUUACAUCGCCGACUGGUGGCUCUCACCAGAGCUGUUUCUUCGGCGCCCUCCCUACUACAACCAGGAAUGGCGGUUGGAUCAGGUGCUCAAACGCCGAGCAGAGGCAGGAGUCAAAAUCUACGUCAUCGUCUACCGAGAGGUUGAAGCCGCUCUCACCUGCAAUUCGGAGCAUACCAAGCACGCCCUCCAAGGUCUCUGCCCGGAAGGCUCGCCCGGCUACGGCAACAUCAGGGUCAUGCGCCAUCCAGACCACAACGUCUUUGAAAAUGCUGCUGAUAUGACCUUUUACUGGGCUCAUCAUGAAAAGCUGAUUGUCAUUGACUACGAGAUGGCGUUCAUCGGCGGCUUGGAUCUCUGCUUCGGCCGCUGGGAUAACAAUCAACAUGCACUCUCUGACAUGCACCCCGAGGGCGUUGCCCACGAACUGUGGCCGGGCCAAGACUUCAAUAACAACCGUGUUAUGGAUUUUAAGAACGUGCAGGACUGGAAGCAGAAUGAGCUGAGCAAGACGGAUUCAGGACGCAUGCCCUGGCACGAUGUUGCCAUGGGCGUGAUCGGCCCCUGCGUUUACGAUAUUGCCGAGCACUUUGUGCUCCGGUGGAACUUCAUCAAGAGGGAUAAGUACAAGCGGGACGAGCGGUUUGAGUGGCUCGAGUUGAGGGGCCGCCAAGGUGAAGAUGAGGAUCUCGUCGGCGUCCAGAGACCGAGGCAUCCUGUUGGUGGAUAUUCGCUCCAUCCGCUAUCGCCCCUCGAGACUAAGAACUUGGAUAACCGAGGAACUGUCCGCGCGCAGGUCGUACGCUCUAGUGACGACUGGUCGAGCGGGAUCCUUACCGACCACUCGAUCCAGAAUGCGUACCACGAGAUAAUUCGCAACGCGAAGCACUACAUCUACCUUGAGAACCAAUUCUUCAUCACAGCAACUGGCGAGCAACAGAAGCCAAUCCAAAACACGGUCGGCAGAGCAAUAGUGGAUGCUGUAGUAGCCGCUGCAAAGGAGGGACGCAAGUUCCGCGUCAUUAUCCUCAUCCCCGCCGUACCGGGCUUCGCCGGAGACCUCCGCGAGGAUGGCGCGAUUGGGACCAGGGCCAUCAUGGAUUACCAGUACAAGUCGAUAUGCAGGGGAGAGCAUAGCAUAUUUGAACAGAUCAAGAAGGAGGGCGUCGACCCCACCAAGUACAUCUUCCUUUUCAAUCUGCGCAGCUAUGAUCGCCUCAACUGGACAUCGGCUGUACAGAAGCAAGAGCAGGAGUCGGGCGUUCAGUACAAGGACGUUCAGCGAGCGCAUGCCGAGGAGAUCAUGGGCGAGGGCAUCGACGGAGCCAUGGAAUCUGAGAAGAAACCCCACAAACACAUUGGCAAGCAACACAUUGGCAAGCGGCUCCACCAAAGCUCGCACCGCCAAACUGCAGACGGCGAACUGGCGGAGAACGUUGAUGAAGAACGCAUGCCCGAUGGCCGGCUGAAGGACACGGACGUCAAACGACGGUUCGAGGCGGCGCGGGAAAGUGAGAACGGCAGAGCCGACCCGGCUGCCAGCGUCGCGCACCACGCCAUGGCCGGCCAGGGUCCCGUGUCCGAAGUACCGUGGGGCGGCGAUCCCGAGGACGAAGUCAACCACUGGAUCCAGGAAGAGCUUUACAUCCACGCCAAAGUGCUUAUUGCCGACGACAGGGUUGUCAUUUGCGGCUCGAGCAACCUGAACGAUCGCAGCCAGCUGGGGUUCCACGACAGCGAGCUGAGCAUUGUCAUGGAGGACACGAAGCGCUUUCCCUCGACCAUGGACGGCCAGCCGUUCGAGGCCGGCUGGCACGCCGCCACGCUCAGACGGUACCUCUGGCGCGAACAUCUCGGCCUGCUGCCCCCGCAGGACCUGGAUGCCAGCAAUGACCCCAACGCCCAGCCGCCGGGCGAAGAAUCGCCCAACGAUGUGCGCGACAACGACGAGAGCUGGAAGAUUGUCGAGGACCCCGUCAGCGACGAGCUCUGGGAUAUGUGGACCUCCCGGGCCACGACGAACACGGAGGUGUUUAGGCAGCUGUUUCAUGCUGAUCCGGACGAUCACGUCAAGAACUUUGAGCAGUAUAACUGGUACAUGCCCAACAAGGGAGUCAAGGCCGGGCACAUCUUUGACCGCAUGAUCCCGCCGGACGAGGUCAGGCAGAAGCUGGACAAGAUCAAGGGGCAUCUGGUCUGGAUGCCGUUGCGGUUCCUUGAGGAGGCCAAUAUGGCCGAGAAGGGAAUGCAGAUUAACCAAUGGACUGAGAGUGUUUAUACUUAG